CAACAACUGAAAGACCACAGCCAACAACUGAAAGACCACAAUCAACAACUGAAAGACCACUACCAACAACUGAAAGACCACAGCCAACAACUGAAAGACCACAAUCAACAACUGAAAGACCACUACCAAGUACUGAAAGACCACAAUCAACAACUGAGGGACCAAAACCAACAACCAAAGAACCCCAACCAACUACUACAGCCCCUGAAACUACACCCCAACCUUCUUCUCCCACUACAACUACAUCUACAACAACACCACCACCAACAACACCACCACCAACAACACCACCACCAACAACACCACCACCACCAACAACACCACCACCAACAACACCACCACCAACAACACCACCACCACCAACAACACCACCACCAACAACACCACCACCAACAACACCACCACCAACAACACCACCACCAACAACAACUACUACUACUACAACUCAGUCCCCAUCAACUAGACCACCUUGCCCGGAAUGGACGUUCACCGUGUCCCUGACCACAUCUGUCGACACAACUGGUCGUGGUCAGCUGACCUGUUCCGUCUCGAGCGUCCCAGCGGCAGGUCUGACCAUCAGAUUCACGUGGUAUGUCAAUGGUGUCAGCUUCCAAAGCGCAGUGGUCACGUCCCCUACCACGAGUGUUUCAAUCCUAGCAAGUCUCGCUCAACAAAGUCUCUUGAACAAAACAGUAAGUUGUUAGUGAAGUAUAUUAUGAUGCGUGUUAUCUUGGCAGUAUUAUCCUUAAUAAUCCCAGUUCUGAAUUGGGAAGUAUCCUUGUGGACUUAUCUUCUUGCCAUACCACUGACCUGCGUUGUUCGUGUAUGCUGAUUGCUGAUUUCGUUUACGCUGAACCUGUUUAUUAUAUUGCUAUUUAUUAAGAACAAGCUGGAGUAAAAACAUUUACCCGGGAGUAAGAUUUUCGGAGAGCGUUAUCAAUUAUUUUUCACGUUAUAGAAUUGCAUUAGAAAUAAUUAACUGGUCAGCAAGCUUGUGCAAGACAACCAGUUUAUGCAAGACGUUUUUAGUGGAGCUUGCAGGUGGUCACUUUUGAUUUGCAUUAUUUAUUUGUUAUAUCUUAAAAUUUAAAUAUGUUUAUAAUUAUUUUCUGUUUGCAGGUUACUUGUUCAGCUGAAGUCGGAUAUCAAAACACAUUUGUCACCUGGUGCUCUAAGACUGACAGCAACGUUAUCAGACCACACAUUACGGUAAUUUAACGCAAGUUCAUUAAAAUUGUCUUUAUAUAGAAAAACGAAAAUGGAGAGAGCCAAAAUAAUGUAUAAUUUAACAACCCUUAAAAAUGACGUUUUUCGUUAUAAUACUUUAUAUGCAUUUUUAUUUACUUGUAUGUCAUUGUGCGUGGUAUAUCAUACAUUAUGAGGCGUUUAUGUAAUUUCAUAAAUAUCAUUCAUCUUUAACUUGGGGGGGAAAAACUGGAAAAACUGAGGUGUGGGUGAACAUUAGAUAGAAUUUGUUGUCAUCGCCAAUGAGUAUAUGUACCGAGUUUCAAUUCCAAAGCAUGACGGCAAGUGGGUCAAAUAGCCGUUCGAAUAUUUUGUCCCAAACGUACGAAGGCCAGCGAAGUGAAUAUUAAGGAUAUAAAAAAUGAUGGGUUGAGGACAAAACUGUUGAGUGUUCUCGAAUGUGGAGUUACGUUAUGUCCAAAAAACCAUAACACCAUUUCAAGUUUGUGUUGUUUUUUCGCCCAAUUCGUACUAUGACAAAUUUGUAAUGAUGUUAGCUUCUUCAAAUAUUUGAUUUUAAUUUUUUUUUAAAUUUCAAAUUUCUCGUAAUUUGUCCUUUCAUAAAUUUACGCCUCAUAUCUUUCUUUUCAACUUGUGAAGCAAUUUUAGUUAUAUUAUUAUGUUAUCGUUUAACAUAAAUGUUCCUGUAAUGAAUGUGAAGUAUUAAAUUGUUCCCUCGAGUUUUGUCAUUUCAAAUGUUCAGUCAAAGGGUUUAUGCCGUCAAAAGUUAAUGUUAUUAUGAUAAAAUGACUGUUCGGUGUGAUCCUCAGAAGCGCUAUUAAAAUUAGCUCCUCUUCUCAACUACUUAUGGUCAUUCUAUCACCAGUGUCCACCAAACACCCCAAUUCGUCUGGUGGAGGGUCAAGGACUUUACGUGUUACAUCUGAAUGUGUCCGUACCACCAGCUUUGUUGUGUAAACCAGGGGACAACAGCAACUGUCGCGUUGAGGUCAUCACGGAGAUACGCUCAACAAACAAUGAGCUCAGGUAGGUAAACAUUCACUUUACAAAACAGUGAGCUCAGGUAGAGGCAGUCACUUUACGAACAGUGAGCUCAGGAAGGCAAACGUUAAUUUUAGAACCAUUGAGCUCAGGUAGGCAAACACUGUCUGGUUCUAGAGUUAACAAAUUCAACGUACGUAUACUUAAAUAAUGACAAUUCCACGAAUGAGGAAAUUUACAAUGAAAUGAAGUCAAAAAGUUUAAAUAAUUAUUUAUAAACUGUGUUUAUCAUUGAUCUGAAUGACCGAAAGAACAUUUUCAUAAGAAUUUGAUUAGGCUCGACUCCACAGAUUGAAUAGAAUUCGAACGCCCAUUCUUGCCAUUAAAAAAAAUAUGUAUAUAAAUUUUGUUUCUCUAAAUGUAUGAAAGUGAUACUGAUUUUUUUGUUGAUUGAGACCAAAGCUCAGGAUAAAACAAUUUGAAUAUUUUUUUGGCUUUGAAUUAAUUCCGAUUAGGUUGUUGUUUUUCGUAUUUUUGUUGUUGUUGUUGCUUUUUUUCAAUUGAAGCUCUGACUCGGUUUGGUAACAGUCCAUUAAAUAAAUUAUUUAAGGUUUAAAUUUUAAACUAUCCCUUUAAAAAGCUAAAGGUAAUCUUUUCUGCGUUUCAUUUUUGUUAAAUAAUACGAAUAUUUGAGAUAUUCUAAACCAUUGAUGUGUGGGAAAUAUCUAGUCUAAAUUUUGCGGAUUGAGUCAAUCAUGGACGAGAUAACACUUGUCCAUAACUAUGAUACCAUGGGGACUUCACGGCUAACAUCUAUUCACGCAUGUUGAUGGGUUUGGGCAAACCCAAAGCAAUCAAACAUGGCCGAGAUGUUUAAUCCAAUUUAAAGCAUGCAUCGAAAGAAGUGUGUUUCAAUGAACUACGCAUGGCCUGAACCUUUACAAUGUCUCUUCUUCGCCGAAUAUUUUUCGCUCCUGACCCCGGUCCCCAUCUUUUUAUGAUACCGCUCUCAACAUGUUCCUUAAUUAUGUGUUAUGAUAAUGGCAUCUUUGUUCAGGUGUUCCAACACGGAGUACAUCCCUCAGACCGUUAUAGGUGCCGGCAUCGUGGGUGACGGCAGUGACCAGCGUUGUGGAGUGGUCAUCACCAACAGCAACUGGCUACUCGGCGUCACCAUCCCAAUCAAAGCCACUAUUGAUGGGAUCAAUGACGGGGACAGGACAAGAGUCAUUGACAUCACAGUUAGGAUAGUAGGCCAGGUCAGCAGAUGAUUGUUGGUGUGUCACUCGUCACUUGUAUUUUCGUUUUAUAGGUUGAAAUGAUUUUUGGGUACAAUGUCAACGUGUGGUGUUUGGUGUUCAAAUGGAAUGACACGGAUUUGGUCUGAUAAUGGAAUGACAAGGACUUGGUCUCCUAAUGGAAUGACAAGGACUUGGUCUCCAAAUGGAAUAACAAGAACUUGGUCUCCAAAUGGAAUAACAAGGACUUGGUCUCCUAAUGGAAUGACAAGGACUUGGUCUCCUAAUGGAAUGACAAGGACUUGGUCUCCAAAUGGAAUAACAAGAACUUGGUCUCAAAAUGGAAUAACAAGGACUUGGUUUCAAAAUAGAAUAAGAGGGACUUGGUCUCAAAAUGGAAUAACAAGGACUUGGUCUCCAAAUGGAAUAACAAAGACUUGACGUCCAAAUGGAACAACAAGGACUUGGUCUCUCAAUGGAAUAACAGGGACUUGGUCUCUCAAUGGAAUAACAGGGACUUGGUCUCUCAAUGGAAUAACAGGGACUUGGUCUCUCAAUGGAAUAACAGGGACUUGGUCUCUCAAUGGAAUAACAGGGACUUGGUCUCUCAAUGGAAUAACAGGGACUUGGUCUCUCAAUGGAAUAACAGGGACUUGGUCUCUCAAUGGAAUAACAGGGACUUGGUCUCUCAAUGGAAUAACAGGGACUUGGUCUCUCAAUGGAAUAACAGGGACUUGGUCUCUCAAUGGAAUAACAGGGACUUGGUCUCUCAAUGGAAUAACAGGGACUUGGUCUCUCAAUGGAAUAACAGGGACUUGGUCUCUCAAUGGAAUAACAGGGACUUGGUCUCUCAAUGGAAUAACAGGGACUUGGUCUCUCAAUGGAAUAACAGGGACUUGGUCUCUCAAUGGAAUAACAGGGACUUGGUCUCUCAAUGGAAUAACAGGGACUUGGUCUCUCAAUGGAAUAACAGGGACUUGGUCUCUCAAUGGAAUAACAGGGACUUGGUCUCUCAAUGGAAUAACAGGGACUUGGUCUCUCAAUGGAAUAACAGGGACUUGGUCUCUCAAUGGAAUAACAGGGACUUGGUCUCUCAAUGGAAUAACAGGGACUUGGUCUCUCAAUGGAAUAACAGGGACUUGGUCUCUCAAUGGAAUAACAGGGACUUGGUCUCUCAAUGGAAUAACAGGGACUUGGUCUCUCAAUGGAAUAACAGGGACUUGGUCUCUCAAUGGAAUAACAGGGACUUGGUCUCUCAAUGGAAUAACAGGGACUUGGUCUCUCAAUGGAAUAACAGGGACUUGGUCUCCAAGUGGAAUACGCUUUUUCACUACAUCAACUUUUCCAAAAUGGUCACAUUUUUAAGUCAAAGACCUCUACCACAAAACCUCUGAAAGUCCAGACAUCAAAUAAUGCCACCACCUUCAGUGUCUUGAAAACAACAAACUUCAGAUGUGCUUUGGUGCGCCUGUCGUCAAUUGAUGUGCUCUGAUGCGCCUGUCAUCCAUUGAUGUGCUCUGAUGCGCCUGUCGUCAAUUGAUGUGCUUUGGUGCGCCUGUCGUCAAUUGAUGUGCUUUGGUGCGCCUGUCGUCAAUUGAUGUGCUUUGGUGCGCCUGUCGUCAAUUGAUGUGCUUUGGUGCGCCUGUCGUCAAUUGAUGUGCUUUGGUGCGCCUGUCGUCAAUUGAUGUGCUUUGGUGCGCCUGUCGUCAAUUGAUGUGCUUUGGUGCGCCUGUCGUCAAUUGAUGUGCUUUGGUGCGCCUGUCGUCCAUUGAAGUGCUUUGGUGCGCCUGUCGUCAAUUGAUGUGCUUUGGUGCGCCUGUCGUCAAUUGAUGUGCUUUGGUGCGCCUGUCGUCAAUUGAUGUGCUUUGAUGCGCCUGUCAUCAAUUUGAACAAAUUUAAUUUAAGUUUUAUGAAAGAUAGACCCAUAGAAAAAAUGCAUUUAAAUAGAUCAAUAAAAUGGAUAUCUCGUUAAAAUUCUUUUUAAAAUGUUAAUAAAUUUAAUGCUAAACUUUAUUAGAUUUCAGGCCAACUUUUAGCUAGACUUAUUGUAUUGAAGAGGAAAUAAACUAUUUACACAAUUUUUUAAAAUUAAAUCUCUAUUUAUAGAGGUGAAUACCCUUGAUUUUAAUAUGAUCGUGGUCUACCGCUUAAAUCUGUAAGUCAGCCAUUUUUUUUAUUCAAAAUACAAAUGUUUUUAUAACUGUUCCACAUAUUUGUAGGCGACCGGGGAAACAGAGACCGUCUUCUGUAACAGCAUUUCCGUGACAGCUGUCAACAACGACAGGCCGUGCACGUGCUCCUCUGUCAACGAUCCUCAUAUGACAACCUUUGACAAGCUGUAAGUGAGAUAAUGGAGUCGACCCGACCCCAAAAACUCUAGUACCUACCCUGGCAACUGCUGAUUCUUUCCGUUUAAUUUUUUUUUUUAAAUUAUUAUUAUCAUAUUUUUUUAUUUUGGAAAAAAAAGGGGAUGGGGGAGGUAUCUUUUUAGUUAGCUGGUUUGGUUUUUUUGUUGUUGUUGUUUUGUUUUUGUUUUUUUAGGGGGGGUACUAGGAAAAUGAUGCUUUGUGAGGGUGUGGGAAUGUGGGGGUGAAAGAAGAUCAAGAAAUUUUGGCUUAAUUUUGGCUGAGACAGAAAGAAAGAUUGUCGCGACUGUUUGGUGAUUGCAUUUGUUAUUUUCUUAUAUGAUUGAAAUAGCAAAGAUUGCUUUACAUGCAUCUAUUUCAAUUGCUAGGUCAUUACCUUAACAAGCUCUCAUACUUUUUUCAAAUGUUUUCCCCACAUCUAGUCGGUAUAACAAUAUGAUCGCCGGAGAAUUUGUCAUGUACAGACAUUCAACUUUGCCGUAUGAGGUAAUCAACUCAAUCUGUCCCCGCACUUAUCUUGUAUGUUACUGGGCGUCCUGGCUGCGAUGGGACUUGGUGGAAAAUGGUGUUAAAUCAAGCGGGUGUCUGGGAUUGAUAAUUAUUGUGAAGGAAUAGAACCCAUCUUCUUCAGCGUUGUUUUGUUAAUUUAUUUAAACUUUAGAAAAAAAUAUUGAUCGGAAACUUUUAACUUGUUUAUGUUUAUUUCUCUCAUCGCAUCCGUCACACAUGUUUAAUUUACGCUUGAAUUUAACAAUUAAUGUAAAAGCCAAAUUAAGCUUUGAUUUUUUUUUUCAAUUUAUUUUCUCAAUUAUUUCUUUUUUAAAACCAAACCAAUUUCUGACCACCACUGACCAGGUGCGCUCACUCUACCGCCACUGCUCGGCCUUGAACACCCGCGUGACGUGUAACUGUGGGGCGUCGGUUCGGGUUGGCGAUGACGUCAUCGUUUUCAAGUAAGUUGCUCUAAAACAGAACGUCUCGUGUACUGCAAGGCGCCUAAAGCAAAAAUAGGACACGGCUGGCGUUUUAUUAAUUUUAAUUCUGAGAGUGUCGGAAGAUUUGUUUGAGUUAAACAUGGAACCUUCUUACAGACUGAGGAAGGAUCUUAGCAGACAUGUUCUUCUUUUUCUCUCCUGUCUCUAUAGUUCAAGCUUCCACGUACAUGAUUCCUCUAAAAAAAAAAAAUGUUAAGUCUGUGAAGACUGUAUUCACCAAUGCCUUACAGACUUCAAAUUCAUUUUGUCUCCGUGACCCAUUUUCUUAUAACAUAACAUCAACACAAACACAUAAGUAAAAAAAAAAAUUCCUCUCAACGCAUAGUUCUUUUUAUACUAAAUGUGUUUUUUUUUUAUUUUUUAAAUCUCAAUUUAAAAACCAAAAAAAAAAAUUGUAUUCCAUUUCCUAGCACCUGUGACGCACGUCAGAAUCUGCCACCUUUUAAUCACGUGGGUAGCAGCGUCAUUAACGUUGAGAUCUACAAGAACGGAGAGUUUACACCUGGGACCAGGAUCAAACGCAUUGGGUCCGGACAGAAAUACGAGGUCAGUUCAAAUAAAUCACGAAUGAAACAUAGUACAGAGAAGAGGAUUCGAGAACGGUCCGGUGGUCAUUUCUGUCAGUACAUCGGUCGUGGACUUUUUGUUCGUUCUGUAAUCCUGAAAAAAUUAUUUAUUUCAUGCCCUCCAUCUGUGUGAGAGGUUGGUGCUGCGCCCGUCUAUGCUCCGUUUCUAGAGCGGCUAAUGAGGCCGAUCCCGGAGUGUCAGUCCCAGCUUCAGUUUUCGUAGGAGAACCCUGACUGCUGGCCUUCUUUGACAUUCCCUAUAGCUCGUGUUCUCACAAGGGCUUCAUUGAGCAUCCUCGCGCAUGUUGGAUUUCCAUAUUCAGCCAGCCAGAACGGUGAUCAGCUAUCCGUUCCCAUUCAUCAAUUCUAUGUUAGCUUCCCCCCUGUUUCUUUGACAGAAGUCUUAAUGGCGCAGUAGCAGCCGUCCACUGUGCCUUUCCAAAGCUGGUCCCUGAAUACACGAGAUCCUUCUGAAUACGGACUUUCUCCAUUCUCUUUACAUUAUUAAUGAAUCCCAGUUGUAUUUAUAUGACGCUCUCUAUUAGACUCCCCCCUCCUCUUACCACCAAUUUUUUGUCGGUCGUUGUAAACUUUGAAAUUGCCAUAAACAGUGUCACUAACAUUUGGAAUUUUUAGUAAAAGUAUUAUUUAAUAAACCGUAUCUUUUCUUCUCAGGUUUACUUGCCUACCGGAACCAAAGUGACCGUUUCAGCAGCGAAAAAACCUUUUAUGGACAUUCACGUGACUGGUUCAGCUACAGAUUUGUCAAGAUCAGAAGGUGAUUGAGGAGAACGAGGCGACUUAGAAAGUUUGUGUGUGGGGGGGGGAGGGGGGAGGGAGGGAGGUUGAUUCUAUUGAUUUAUUGAACGAGGAAACACAACAUUUAUGUCUUACAAACGAGGUUGCGACAUUUUGGUUAUGAUAUUUGGUUAAGACAUUUGGCUACGGCAUUUGCUUAGGACAUUAGAUUAUGACAUUUGGUUAUAACAUUUGGUUAAGACAUUUGGUUAAGACAUUUGAGUACGACAUUUGGUUAAGACUUUGGUUAAGACAUUUGGUUAGGACAUUUCGUUCAGACAUUUGAGUACACAUUUGGUUAAGACAUUUGGUUAAGACAUUUGGAUAAAACAUUUGGUUAAGACAUUUAGUUCAGACAUUUCGUUCAGACAUUUCGUUCGGACAUUAGUACGACAUUUGGUUAACACAUUUGGUUAAAACAUUUUGUUAGUUAAGAUAUUGGGUGAAGAAAUUUGGUUAAGACAUUUGGGUACGACAUUUGGUAGGAUAUUUGGUUUGGACAUUUGGUUAAGACAUUUGGUUAAGGCAUUUCGUUCAGACAUUUCGUUCAGACAUUUCGUUAAGACUUUUGGGUAGGACAUUUGGUUCAGACUUUUGGUUACGACAUAUAAUUGCGACAUUUGGUUUUUGCUUAAUGAGAUUAUUUAAGAAAAAAUAAAGCAAGGUCGUUUAGUUAGUAAUAUUUUCAUUUGUUUUUCUGAAAUAGUUGGUGAAAUAAAUCUGGGGUGUAAAGGAGCGUCGGGCAUUAGAAUGUCAAAAUAGUUUAAGGCGUGUGAAAAACUUGUGCAGUUGUGAGUCUUAAGGGGGGAAUGACCACUAUUUGGGGUUCUCAUAAAGUGCGUUACUUGUCAAAUUGUCAGCCCCAAUCCCCAAUCCCCAAUGCACGAUGUUACAUUUUCUAAAGGAUUCAAGAGAAAAACUUUGUCAUUAGGGGUUAUUAAAUUUAUGCUUCCAUUUUCCAGGUCUCUGUGGUAACUUUGAUGGCAAUCCAAACAAUGACCUGCAAGGAGUCGUGGCUGAUACGUUCAGCAGAAGAUGGCUGUAAGUCUAUGUGUCUGUGUGCAUGUGUCUGUGUGCAUGUGUUUGUGUACACGUGUCUGUGUACAUGUGUCUGUGUACAUGUAGCUGUGUACAUUUGUUUUUGUACAUGUGUCUGUAUACAUGUGCCUGUGUACACGUGUCUGUGUAAAUGUGUCUGUGUACCCGUGUCUGUGUACAUGUGUUUGUGUACAUCUCUCAAGUGCCGGUGUGUUCGUCUGAAUUGUUUAUGGCUUUGUGACAUGUGUCUGUGGCCAGAUCAAACUGUAUUCUAAAUAAAGAUUUUAACGUCAUUUUCUUAUGUAAUGACUUAUAAAAUUAAAAUAAUUUUUCAACUACGACUCCACAGAGAGUUAUAUUGUCUUGUAAUUUAGUAGGAAGCAAUUUAAUCUUGAUGACUGUCUCACUGGUCAAUGCCGCAUCUUUCAACCAAGAGCCUGUGUAUUACAUCUACGUCGGCUCUCAAACCACUUAAGAGCACAAAUCAUAACUGUAUUUACUUAUAUGGCUAUUCCAGUCGCACCGCCACGAUUUUCAACGGAGUUCAAGCCAAUGCUUCCUACAGUGUGCCGCAGUACUGCAGCUGUAUAGCUGGCCAACAAGCCGUGUGUGAAGCUGGGCUUGAUGUCUUCAAAUGCAGUGCCGAAAGUCGCAAUCGUCAGUAGAGCUUAUCGAACCCAUUAUAAUUUAUUAUUAUUGUAAAAAUGAUUCGCUUAAAAGCACUUUCUGGGAUUUUAAUCUGUCAGUUUCUGAGUCUGGCUUUGUCUUAGAGUUUCUACGUCUCCCUUUGUCUGGGAGUUUCUGGUGCUGGUACAGUCUGACUGUGCAACUGUUAGUGAUAUCUUUAGCCUGAUCCACUUAUAUUUUAUUUAUUGAAACACUGUUAAUACUCAUUACAUAACAAAGUGUAAAUUCAUAUGAUAACGAAUAUGAAGGGCUGGGCGCGUUACCUGCCAUUAUGUGACCAUUUUAAGCUGUAAACAACAUGAGGAAAUACGAGUUUAUUUAAACUAAAAGGGAAUUUAAUUUAUUCCCCCCCCCACUCCCCAAGCAAUUAAAAUUAUUAUUAAUCCAUGUUUACAUUGUGUUGAUGCAUUCAUUGUUUCUACCUUAGCUGCCGAUGUGACUGCCUCCCUCGUUAGACUUGCUAAAACACCAAUGUUUGGCCAGCAGCAAGCUAGGUUUCGACGAGCAGUGGAAAGCGAACAGGUGAGUCCAACAAAUUAUUUGAACAGAGGACGCACCGAUUAGCAUUUUUUUUAAUUACUUUUCACGAAAUCAGUUUUAUUCCUACACAAGAAAAUAGUGAUUGCUUUGCAACACUUAUUUUUCUUUGUUUUGUAUUUAUGAUAUUCACAUGUCCAAUGAUUUCGUCCCUUACACAGGCGCCGCUUGUGGCCAGCGGUUCCAGGAGCUUUACGGAGUCUGAAGCGAGAGAGUUCUGUAACAUUGCCCUUCAGAACAGCAGUGCUACAAUGGCUUGUAUAGAGCACCUCAGCAAUGUUAGUGUCAGUGAGAGCAUCAAGAGCUGCACCGACGAUCUCAACGUGAGUAAUAGUCGAUGGAAUCAAACGUGAUAUCAAACUAUGGUAACAGUGCAAUAAGAUUUAGUUACUUUAUAUAAUUCCAUGGUAACACUUGCAUGUAUGAGACCAUGGUAACAGGGGUAUAAUUCCAUGGUGGCUUCAGUCAGCCUGUCUUGGUUGGUGACCGGUCACUCCUCACCACAUUGGCUUAAGAUUUAAGUCCAUAGUUUGUAAUGUUUUACUGGUCCACACACUGAAUUAGAAAAUUUACUUUCGAAGAUCAUUUUCAAGACCAACAAAUUCACUGACUCAAAAAUUAGUGACAGGACUUCACUCACAACACAGAAACGUUGUUCAUGUAACACAUCUCCAUUCACAGCACACAAACGUUGUUCAUGUCACACACCUUGACCUAUCAUUAUAUGUCACGUGUCGUCUCGUGCUUGUCCCUUGAUUUCAUUUAUAUGAGGAACUAAACACUUUGUUAAUUCCAUAUAUUUUUCUCUUGUUUCUUCAUUCUUCGUCAAAUCUGAACUCAGUUCUUGUGUGGUUAUCAAGACACUGUAUCUGCUUUAACUUAUGGUAUCUGCCACAAGUUCUCAUCUUUCAGUUAAGUUGAUAAUUUCCCGCGAUAGAAAACUUUGUUCAUUUUGAAAGAACUGUAUGUAAAUUUAAAACAAUAGUUUACUUUAAUUCUUUCUGUUGUUUUUUUUUCUUCUGUGACUUACGCUGAAGAUUUCUUGUCGCAUUUCAUCCCUUAUUAAUUCUUGACAUAUGAUGAAAGGAAUGUUGCCGUUGCUGUGAAAUUCAUUACUCUCAGCUAAUCCAGGUCACCCUCCCUGUCAACUCCGUUUUUUGUCAUUGUCUACAAGUAAGAUCUUAACGUGACCCAAAACUGUCAUUAAAUCCUAGAUUACCGGUGACCCUGAGUGGGCCCUGUCUCACCUGAGUGACAUCACCCAGGAAUGUUUGAGCACAGCCAGGCAAAACGCAAGUGCCUGGGAAUCUCCCGAAGCUCAAGGCGGCGAACCGGCAUUGUCUGCCGAGCUGCGAACUAACUUGUGCACUAAAGACUGUGGGGCUAACGGUGACUGUGUCAACGGUAAGUACUCGUCAUCUCUUGUUUGACCGCUGUGUUCUAGGUAUGACUUUUAUAUCAUUUUAAUUAGUAAACAUUAGACAUGAAUGUGUAAGAUAUUUUCAUCCACCCCGUGUCUCUGCGUUCAGCUGAUUGUGUAUGCAAGAACGGCUACACCGGAGAAGUCUGUACUGUGGAGCCCAACGCCCUACCGGUCAUUGCCACUGCAUACUUGGCCUGCGACAUCCUCAGCUCGUCGUGUUCCUCGGUUACAAUCGUGGGCCUCAACUUCCACGCUUCCCCGGAUUUAACCUGUCACUUUGAAUAUGUCACGGUAAGUUGUCAUGACUUGUCACUUUGAAUAUGUCACGGUAAGUUGUCAUGACUUAUCACUUUCAACAUGUCACGGUACGUUGUCAUAUCUUGUCCAGUUGAAUAUGUCACUUUACGUAGCAAUAACUUGUCAAUUUGAAUGUGUCACGGUACGUUGUCAUAUCUUGUCCACAUGAAUAUGUCACUUUACGUUGCAAUAACUUGUCACUUCUAAUGUGUAACGGUACGUUGUCAUAUCUUGUCCAGUUGAAUAUGUCACUUUACGUUGCAAUAACUUGUCACUUCUAAUGUGUCACGGUACGUUGUCAUAUCUUGUCCAGUUGAAUAUGUCACUUUACGUUGCUAUAACUUGUCACUUCUAAUGUGUCACGGUACGUUGUCAUAUCUUGUCCAGUUGAAUAUGUCACUUUACGUUGCUAUAACUUGUCACUUCUAAUGUGUCACGGUACGUUGUCAUAGCUUGUCCAGUUGAAUAUGUCACUUUACGUUGCAAUAACUUGUCACUUCUAAUGUGUCACGGUACGUUGUCAUAGCUUGUCCAGUUGAAUAUGUCACUUUACGUUGCAAUAACUUGUCACUUCUAAUGUGUCACGGUACGUUGUCAUAACUUUCAUGUUCAUUGAGGCAUGAACACGCUACGAUAAUUUUAUGUCAAUUAACAUCUCUCAAAUAGUUUUAUUAAAAAAAUGUAUCAUGCUUGAAUUAUUAGCGAUAGGUUUUUAAGUUAGGUUUUUAAGAUACGUUUUUAAGAUAUAGUUUUAAGAUACGUUUUCAAAAUAUGUUUUUUAAGAUACUUUUUUAGAUACCUUUUUAAGAUACUUUUUGUAAGAUAUAUUUUAAGAUACGUUUUUAAGACACAUUUUAAGAUACGUUUUUAAGAUACUUUUUUAAGAUAUAUUUUAAGAUACGUUUUUAGAUACCUUUUUAAGAUACGUUUUUAAGAUACCUUUUUAAGAUACGUUUUUAAGAUACUUUUUUAAGAUAUAUUUUAAGAUACGUUUUUAGAUACCUUUUUAAGAUACGUUUUUAGAUACCUUUUUAAGAUACGUUUUUAGAUACCUUUUUAAGAUACGUUUUUAAGAUACUUUUUUAAGAUAUAUUUUAAGAUACGUUUUUAGAUACCUUUUUAAGAUACGUUUUCAAGAUACUUUUUUAAGAUAGGUUUUUAAGACACGUUGUUAAGAUACUUUUUUAAGAAAUGUUUUUUAAGAUAUAUUUUUAAGAUACGUUUUCAAAAUAUAUUUUUUAAGGAACGUUUUUAAGACACUUUUUUAAGAUACGUUUUUAAGAUACUUUUUUAAGAUAUAUUUUAAGAUACGUUUUUAAGAUACCUUUUUAAGAUAAGUUUUUAGGAUAUGUUUUAAGAUAUAUUUUUAGAUACGUUUUUAAGAUACUUUUUUUAAGAUAUGCUUUUAAGAUACGUUUUUAAGAUACGUUUUUAAAUGUAUGUUUUUAAUAUAUGUUUUUUAAGAUACGUUUUUUGUGUAGUUCCUGGUUUAAGAUGCUGAUGAUUGUCUACUUUAAUAGCGCUUGUGUCCUUGCUAUUUUAGCAUGCUCACAGCGCCAUGGUGUCCUUGCUAUUUUAGCAUGCUCACAGCGCUCUGGUGUCCUAAAAUAUAUCACAAUAAAAAGUCGUUAAAUGAUUCUUAAAUGACUUUUUAUCAUUUUCAACAUCCCUCAAAGAUUCAUCUUUAAAAGUCAUAACAUGCAAAGAAGUCGAAUUUUAAAAAUAAGUUUUACUAUUAAUCAUAUUUAUCAACUAAUUCAAACUUAGUCUGUCAGUCAUUUUAAUACAUAGAGUCACAUUUAAAAAAACAACAACAACAAAAAAACAUGUAUUUUCCAGGUGGGUGCGACGGUGACAAAGACCGGAGUUAUGGUCAACGUACCAGCUGCUUACAUCAGUAUGUACCAGGUUGAAUGUACGCAGCCCAACGUCAGGGGACAAAGUGCCAUCAUCCGGGUCAGCAAUGACAAGACGACGCAGAGCAAUGAGAGUUAUCUCCACGUUAUCCACAAAUCAUCCUGUCAACAGUGUUACUUUGCCGACGGUGGAAAAAGUGCCUCUUGUACCUGGAUGGUGAGUCGUAGGGUUUUAAAUAACGUUACUCUCUGGGGUAAGGCAGAGCUGUGGAGUAGUGAAGUUAGCACAACCGAUAUUAAUGUGACGACUUCGGCUUCGACUUCGGCUCCUUUCUGCGCCACAAAGUUAAGCCUUAAAAAAAGCUGCAAAUUUACGCAACCCCCUGGGCAACCCAUGUUCUGCCAACAAAUCCUUGACACCAAAGUUCUGCCCCUAAAUCUCUGAGAUGAGUGACGAAGUUAGGAUGAGUGCCACUAGGGACUGUCCAAGCUUUUUGCCGCCACAAUUCUGCAGAAAAUUUGGCAGAAAAUGCAUCACCUCAAUAUGUAAAGAGAAAUAGUUCCUAACGGGACGGACCAACCCCCAACCCCCCCCCCACUACACCACCCUUCCUAUGUCCAGGCAUGCGCCACCCUUCCUACGUCCAUGCAUGCACCACCCUUCUUAUGUCCAGGCAUGCAUCACCCUUCUUAUAUCCAGGCAUGCACCACCCUUCCAAUGUCCAGGCAUGCACCACCCUUCCUAUGUCCAGCCAUGCACCACCCUUCCUAUGUCCAGCCAUGCACCACCCUUCCUAUCUCCAGACAUGCACCACCCUUCCUAUGUCCAGCCAUGCACCACCCUUCCUAUGUCCAGGCAUGCACCACCCUUCCUAUGUCCAGGCAUGCACCACCCUUCCUAUGUCCAGGCAUGCACCACCCUUCCUAUGUCCAGGCAUGCACCACCCUUCCUAUGUCCAGGCAUGCACCAACCUUCCUAUGUCCAGGCAUGCUACUCUUGCCUUCCAACAGACCUUACCACGAAAACUUUGUAACCAAAGCCAUUUCAUCCAUGCCUUGCCACAUGGACCCUGCCACAGUAGCCCUGCCACUGGCCUUGCCACACUGGCCCAGACACACUGCCUCUGAUACACUGACACACUGGCUGACACACUGGCUCUGAUAAACUGUCCCUGACACACUGGCCCUGAUACACUGCCUGUGAUACACUGCCUCAGAUACACUGACUCUGAUAAAUUGUCCCUGACACACUGGACCUAACACACUGGUCCUGACACACUGGCCCUGACACACUGGCCCUGACACACUGACUAUGACACUGAUCCUUGCUCACUGGCUGAAACACUGGCCCUGACACACUGGCUCUGAUAAACUGUCCCUGACACACUGGCCCUGACACACUGACCCUGCACACUGACCAUGACACACUGACCCUAACACAAAGACACACCGGCCCUGACACACUGGCCCUGACACACUGACUAUGCCCCUGAUCCUUGCUCACUGGCUGAAACACUGGCCCUGACACACUGGCUCUGAUAAACUGUCCCUGACACACUGGCCCUGACACACUGACCCUGCACACUGACCAUGACACACUGACCCUAACACAAUGACACACUGGCCCUAACACACUGGCCCUGACACACUGGCCCUGCACACUGACCCUGACACACUGACCCUGAUACAAUGACAAAAUGACCCUUUCACACUGACCCUGGCGCACUGGCCCUGACACACUGACCAUGACACUGAUCCUUGCUCACUGGCUGACACAUUGACCCUGACACACUGGGUCUGAUAAACUGUCUCUGACACACUGGCCCUGACACACUGGCCCUGACACACUGACCCUGCACACUGACCCUGACACACUGACCCUGACACAAUGACACACUGGCCCUAACACACUGACCCUGACACACUGGCCCUGACACACUGGCCCUGCACACUGACCCUGACACACUGACCCUGACAAAAUGACACACUGACCCUGGCACACUGACGCUGACAUGCUGACCCUGACACAAUGACACACUGCCCCUGUCACACUGACCCUGGCACACUGGUCCUGCCAUUGGAGCACUGUCAUAAUUUCUUUUCCAUAAAAAGUAACGUGUCUGGGUUACAAUCUUAAAAACCUGUUAGUAUGAUUGCUCUACAGGCCGACACUUGCGUGAUUGACAGCCAGUGCUAUGCACGACACGAGAUUUUCGCAGACGACAGUUGCUACAGAUGUGACCCAGAUAAAAGAACCGAUUCCUGGACCAGACUUUCAGGUAGCCAGCCCUAAACAUGCGUUGAGUUUCCUUUAAAAUACGUCUUUUAUUAAAUAUUUUUCCAUUUCAAUUAACACUCUGAGUUUAAACGAAGUAUGCUGCGCUUCAAUGUUGAGUGUGGCACCAAGAUCAUUCCUUUGGUGUCUGCAGGUGAAGGAUUUCAAUACCAUCAAAACUCUUUGUAAUAACGUGCAUAAUAUUGAUAAUAGGAUUGAUUUAAAAAAAACAUUGAUAUUCUUGCAUAUCUCAUCUACAGCAUCCUGCUUUAAUGUGGUGGGUUGGGACAAUUAAGGAAACGGUGCCAUGCCAUUUUUAUAUGAAACACAGAAAAACAAACAUCUGUAUAAUUUUUUUUUUUAUGAUUGAAUACCAAGAUGUGAGCUGUAGGGGCGCUAGGUACAGUGGUACGCCAUUCACCGGUACAAUAGACCCACGACUAAGUUAACAUCUUUAUUAUAGGUUUCAGUUUACAUUUUUUGUUUAAAUUUAAAAUAUACACAUGGAAGCCCCCUUUGAGUCACGUGACAAGCAAUUAACUGUGAUGCCAAGGUCUCUUAAUAAAGACAAGGUCUUAUUACGAAAACGGCAAAGUAAAGUUUUUAAACUUCAUAUUCAAACAUUCUGGACGUUGUUUGUAUCUAGAGCCCAGGUGUUUGGCCACAGCUCAGCCCAUCUCAGCCAGCGACACGUCCAGUGACUCCAACGACACGGUGGUCAUUGUGCUAGGCGUCAUCACAGGUGUGCUGUGUCUGGCAGUGCUGGUCAUCGCCAUCUUCCUUCUCAAACGGAGAUUUAAGAGGUAAGAAGAGAAAAGAAGAACAGAUCUGAGCCUGAAUACCUAUGUCAAGUUGACGAUAUCUUAUAUAUUUAAUCACCAAGAUCUAUGCCACAUUAACUAUAUAUAAUAAGAGUUUAACACACUCCCCCCCCCCCCGCAUUGUUAACCCACCCUAGUGACGCCGAUGUUUGUCUAUGUCUAUUUCGCGCACAUUAGCCCCAUGAUUUUUAUGUUUUCCUGAUUUGGCAUAAUUUACCCCAUGUUCGCCAGCCUCUGUCAGAAUAAAUUUUAAUAACCAAUAACCGGUUUAAAACUAGAUUCUGAAUACCGUUAAUUGAUCCNCCCCCACUAACCCAACAAGCUAAAAAUUAAAACCAAAAUGCACCUUCCUAGAUUUAUCACGGACUUUGGCUACCAUGUGAGAUUAUUGUCCCUGGGUCAGUUUUUGUGAGGGGGUAAUUCUAAUGGGUUAUUUCCUUUUCAUAAUAUUUGAAAUAGUCGCCCCCCCCCCACCCUUUCAAGCAAAGAGGUCUACCUUUUUACCUGAGUUCAACCGUCACGCUUGACGCUCGCUACGGGACAGAUAUAUAUUUUUUUUUUCUGACUAUGUCUUUUAAAUAUAAAGCAUGUUGAGUAGAAAAGGUUGUGAAAAGAAAGCAGGACACACCAGACGCUAAAUAUAUAAUAUAUAAGAGCUUACAUCACCAAGACGUGAUUAUUAUCGACCAGCAUUAAUAAUUUGGAUAUUUAAGAAACAAAGAACAUUAACAGUGACAAUCUACGGUAUUGUAAAUUUAAUAGGGGAUUGCUUCCCUUGGCACAGAGUACGUUUAGAACACGUAGUUUUCGUUGUUUUAUUUAUUUCGGUUGUUUGUUUUGUUUCAAUUUUCUCUGUUAUUUGUAAUAAAGAGAAACACUUUUUACAUUAAUGAAUGGAACGAUAAUCUAUUCCUUCUAUAAAUAACAAUAUCAUUUUUACUAUAAAAAAAACAUGGUCAUCCCCCCCCCCCAACCACAUAGGAUUCAUAGAAACAUUUUUGGAAGUGACAAAUAUGAUUUUAAUUGAAGACAUCGCACACAAAUUCAUUAUCGCUGCACAUGAUCAAAUUGAAAUGUUUGUGUUCUGUGAAGGUGUUAGACUUAGUACAUGGUCAAAUUGAAAGGUUUGUGUUCUGUGAAAUUGUAAGACUUAGUACAUGAUCAAAUUGAAAGUUAUGGGGCAUUGAUGAGGGUAGGGUAUGGGGGAUGGGUGAUGGUAAGAUAAGGGAGAUGGGUGAUGGUAAGGUAAGGGGAUGGGUGAUGGUAACGUAAGGGAGAUGGGUGAUGGUAAGGUAAGGGAGAUGGGUGAUGGUAAGGUAAGGGGAUGGGUGAUGGUAAGGUAAGGGAGAUGGGUGAUGGCAAGGUAAGGGAGAUGGGUGAUGGUAAGGUAAGGGAGAUGGGUGAUGGUAAGGUAAGGGAGAUGGGUGAUGGUAAGGUAAGGGAGAUGGGUGAUGGUAAGAUAUGAAGAGAUUGUUGAUGAUAAGAUGUUGAGUGAAAGUUGGCGUAUGGUUUUGAGAAUGGGUAAUGAUGAGGUACGGUGAUGAGGGAAGACCUAAACUACUCGAGUGCAAACUAUUGAAUUAUCCAAAAAAAAAUAAUUUCUAACAUCUUCACGGCAUUAUUUUUGUGGCGUGAUUAAAAUGUGUCAUGUUUAAUUUUUAUUAUUAUUGUUCGUGCUUCGCAUGUUAAGAUGACCAUGCCUUAAGUAGUAGCCUUGACUAGGGUCGUAGCGUUGACUUGGGUAGUAGCCUUGACUUGGGUAGUAGCCUUGACUUCGGUAGUAGCCUUGACUUGGGUAGUAGCUUUGACCUGGGUAGGAGCCUUGACUUGGGUAGCAGCCUUGACUUGGGUAGUAGCCUUGACUUGGGUAGCAGCCUUGACUUGGAUAGCAGCCUUGACUUGGGUAGUAGCUUUGACCUGGGUAGCAGCCUUGACUUGGGUAGUAGCCUUGACUUGGGUAGUAGCCUUGACUUGGGUAGUAGCUUUGACUUGGGUAGCAAUUUGACCUGGGUAGGAGCCUUGACUUGGGUAGCAGCCUUGACUUGGGUAGUAGCCUUGACUUGGGUAGCAGCCUUGACUUGGAUAGCAGCCUUGACUUGGGUAGUAGCUUUGACCUGGGUAGGAGCCUUGACUUGGGUAGUAGCCUUGACUUGGGUAGUAGCCUUGACUUGGGUAGCAGCCUUGACUUGGGUAGCAGCCUUGACUUGGGUAGUAGCUUUGACCAGGGUAGGAGCCUUGACUUGGUUAGCAGCCUUGCAUUGGGUAACAGCCUUGACUUGGGUAGCAGCCUUGACCUGUGUAGCAGCCUUGACUUGGGUAGCAGCUUUGAGUUGGGUAGCAGCCUUGACCUGGGUAGCAGCCUUGACUUGGGUAGUAGCUUUGACUUGGGUAGUAGCCUUGACUUGGGUAGUAGCGUUGACAUGACCUGUAUUUUCUUUAAAGUGAGGGAGAGAUGCACGUGACAUAUAAGAAACUUUUAUACACACGAAGCUGCUAAUGAACCUUGACCUCUUGUUGCGUUGACGUCAUUUUUGUUGUUCUUGUUAAUAACUCACCAGAAAACAGAGACAUCUGCAGAGAUUUGAUGAUGACCUGCAAGUUGAUCUCAGUAGGUCAAGGGCGGCCCAGACGUCAUCAGGCUUGGAUCUACACAGCAGAACAGAGGGGGAUAAACAAGAGGCCAUCUACAACCCUACCUUCAAUUAACCAAUGACUCAAAGCAACUAUGGCGGCCAGGGUGACGCGAAAUGCCUGCAUUAUUUUUAAAAAAAUUUAAUUCGUCUUUUUAAAGCAGAUGUGAUUCUUAUUUACUUAUAAUAAAGAAUGUUCUUUAAAUAUCUUUAACUAACUAUGCAAUAUAGAACCGAAAAAAAAAACAUAGACAUUUAACAUCGGCUCCUCUAUUUCGCUCAAGUAACUCCCUAUUUUUGUCUCUUAAUUAUCGCACGACUUAGCUUCCCAUGAUCACUUUCCUGUAGGUCUACUGAGAAAUAUGCACACACUAUUUGUCUACUUCCAAGACUCGGUCUGAUAAAUUUAAACAUUUGAUCACCUUACAUUGAAGCCCUUGUUAGAUACCUUGAGAUACCGGCGACAUUUUUGAAAGAAAACAACGAAUCUGAGUUAUACAUUUUUAAAAAUCUAAGGUUUAUCUCGUUAUCUAAUGUGUGCAGCCAAAUCAAUGAACCAUUGUUUCUGUAAACAUGAAGCUACCGUACAUUGUGAUACAGGUUUUAUCGCAGUUUCUGUUCUUCCUUUAUUAACCCAUCAAUACCCAACCCGGUGCCGGAAGACACAAUGUGAGAAGCCAUAAUUUUAUUAAACUAAAUGAAAAAAAAAAAAAAAGGGACCCCCCCCCCCCCCCCCCAAAACCUCCUCUUAAUGUUUCUGAUAAUCCAUUGUUGGAUGUGAUCGUUUAAAAUAAAUAAAUUUUAGUUCCCAGUCUCCUUCCCAUUAUAAUUCCCUGUCUCCUUCCCAGUCUCCUUCCCAGUCUCCUUCCCAGUCUCCUUCCCAGUCUUCUUCCCAGUCUCCUUCCCAGUCUCCUUCCCAGUCUUCUUCCCAGUCUCCUUCCCAGUCUCCUUCCAAGUCUCCUUCCCAUUCUCCUUCCCAGUCUCCUUCCCAUUCUCCUUCCCAGUCUCCUUCCCUGUUUCCUUCCGAGUUUCCUUCCCAGUCUCCUUCCCAUUAUAAUUCCCUGUCUCCUUCCCAGUCUCCUUCCCAGUCUUCUUCCCAGUCUCCUUCCCAUUAUAAUUCCCUGUCUCCUUCCCAGUCUCCUUCCCAGUCUUCUUCCCAGUCUCCUUCCCAGUCUCCUUCCCAGUCUCCUUCCCAUUCUAAUUCCCUGUCUUCUUCCCAGUCUCCUCCCCAUUCUAAUUCCCUGUCUUCUUCCCAGUCUUCUUCCCAUUCUAAUUCCCUGUCUCCUUCCCAGUCUCCUUCCCAUUCUAAUUCCCUGUCUCCUUCCCAGUCUCCUUCCCAUUCUAAUUCCCUGUCUCCUUCCAUGUAUGCUUCACAGUAUAUUGCCCUGUCGCCUUUGCCGUUUCCUUACCAAUCUUCUUCCAAUUACUUUUUUUUUACAAAAAAAAUUUAAAGUAGAGGCUGCAAUUAAUUAACUUUGCUGGUAUACCCAUAUUUUUCCCAUGGGGACCUUAUUGCAACCCACUGAAAACUUAUUUUAAGGAAAUUUUCAUAAAUACAUUUAUUGUUAAGUUUCUGUAUAUUUGUGAUAGCAUUUUAAAACGCAUUUUUUAAACAACUUUUUACAUACAUUCCCGAACGAGAAUAAAUAAUUAGUUUGUUUCAACAUUAUAUGUGUGUGAUUAUUUUUAAUAUCAGUUAAAUGUAAAAAGAUACUUUUUUUUUCUAUCUGUUUUUUUUUCUUAUUUAUUUUGUUACAAGUUUACACGUCAUAAUCUUCAAACAUGUAAUAUUUCUCAAAAUUAAAUUAAACAUAUAAAAAAAA
This is a messenger RNA of Lymnaea stagnalis (great pond snail), 21537 nucleotides long. Lineage: Eukaryota; Metazoa; Mollusca; Gastropoda; Lymnaeidae. The record is from the annotation of a GenBank genome assembly.